GAGAGUUACAGUGUUUCUGGGAGGUGGUGAGAGUGGGUCACGAGCUAGGAAGUCCUGACGAGUACCUGCCUGACGAAGGAGAGAAAAGAGAAAGACGAAUUUUUUAAACACUUGUUUGAGUUUGAUAUUUUAUAAGGCCCGAGGUCCUCCUCGUCUUGAUCCUCUGUCUAUUCACCCGCAGCUAAAAUGAGGUUCCGGUGGUUGGCCCUGGGGGUCAUCCUUCUGGCUGCAAUUGCCUUAGCACAAGACACAGCGGGAAGCCCUCGCAGGCGCUCGAGAUUUAGGCCUAGGUUAAGGAAAGGCAACCAAGAAGCGGCGGAGUCUGUGCAGACGAGAACAGUAACCAACGCCGUGGGCAACGGAAGAGCCGACUCGUCCACAUCCGCUUCCAACACCGUUGGGAGAAGAAGAGGCUCUACAGCAUCGUCUGGGGACAGAGUCAGGCUCAGGCCCCGAAUCAGACCAGCAGCGGGGCCCAACCAGUCCAGCAGAGAGUCCAAUGCGGUUGGUGUCAAGAACAGCGGGGACCCCGAUUACAAAGUGGUAUGUUACUACACCAACUGGUCCCAGUACCGGCCAAAGGUCGGCAAAUUCCUCCCGGAACACAUAGAUCCCUUCCUCUGCACCCACAUCAUCUACGCCUUCGGGUGGAUGAAGAAGGGUCGGCUGUCCUCCUUAGAAGCCAACGAUGAGAGUAAAGAUGGCAAAACAGGAUUCUACGAACAGAUCAACGGCCUCAAGAGUCAGAAUCCCAAGCUCAAGGUCCUGCUCGCUCUCGGUGGCUGGUCCUUCGGCACCAAGAGAUUCAAGGACAUGUCCGCCACUAGGUACACCCGUCAGACCUUCAUCUUCAGCGCUAUUCCCUUCCUGAGGAAACACAAGUUCGAUGGCCUCGACCUCGACUGGGAGUACCCUACGAGUCAGGACAAGGAGAAUUUCGUCCUCCUGCUGAAAGAACUCUUCGAAGCCUUUGACGCAGAAGCCAAGGAAAUGGGACUCCCAAGACUCCUGAUAACAGCUGCCGUUCCCGUCGGUCCUGACAAGAUCCGAGGUGGUUACGAUAUUCCUGUAGUCUCUCGCUACCUGGACUUCAUCAACGUCAUGGCUUACGAUUUCCACGGCAAGUGGGAGAACACUGUCGGACACAAUGCUCCACUCUACGCCCCUUCUGUGGACACUGAAUGGCGAAAACAGCUGUCCGUCGACCACGCCUCAAACCUGUGGGCCAAACUGGGAGCACCCAAAGAGAAGCUGAUUAUCGGAAUGCCAACCUACGGACGUAGUUUCACCUUGUCGAACCCCGGCCAGAACAACGUGAAUUCUCCCGCCAGUGGAGGAGGCGAUGCUGGGAAGUACACUGCCGAAGGAGGUUUCUUGGCUUACUAUGAGGUCUGCGAGGAGCUACAAGCUGGAGGUCACUACAUCUGGCACGAGGAGAUGCAGGUGCCCUACAUGGUCAAGGACAAACUGUGGGUCGGCUUCGACGACGAGCGCGCCAUCCGCAACAAGAUGAACUGGAUCAAGAAGAACGGAUUCGGGGGAGCCAUGAUCUGGUCGAUUGACAUGGACGACUUCACCGGCACCGUCUGCGGAGGAGGCUUCAAGUAUCCCCUGAUCAGCGUUAUGAGGGAAGAACUUCUCGGUAUUCCCAGAGGAGGCAAAGACGUCGACUGGGCAUCUGUCACCAAGACUUCAGUAGCCACUAUCACCACACUUCCUCCCCCAGUCGCAGUUGAUCCCCUGGUCGUCAUAAAGGACUACAAGGAUAGACUCUCCCAGCGCCAACAGGCUCAGGCAUCAAGCUUGAUUGACGUCAUACCAAGCAUCCCAAGAGACGCCCCGAAGGUCAUCUGCUACUACACCUCCUGGUCCUUCAAGAGACCCGGAGCUGGAAGGUUCGAACCAGAGAGCAUCGACCCAUUCCUGUGCACCCACAUCAUCUACGCCUUCGCCGGCAUGGAAGACUAUCGUCUCGCCCCCGGGGAACCUGACGACAUUGGCGACGGUUUUAAGGAGGGAUUGUACACCAGGAUCGUAAAACUCAAGGAGAAGAACCCCACCCUCAAGGUGAUGUUGGCCCUCGGUGGCUGGGCCUUCGGUUCCAAGCCCUUCCAGGAACUCGUAGCCAACCCAUUCCGAAUGAACGGCUUCGUCUACGAUUCGCUCGAGUUUCUCCGAAAACACGAGUUUGAUGGCCUAGAUAUUGACUGGGAGUAUCCUCGUGGCCCUGAUGACAAGGCCAAUUACGUCAAUUUCCUGCGCGAGCUUCGCCUGGCUUUCGAGGGAGAGGCAAAAUCCACUGGGCAUUCCAGACUACUUCUCUCAGCGGCUGUUCCAGCAUCCUUCGAGGCUCUUGCUGCAGGUUACGACGUCCCCGAAAUCAGCAAGUACCUGGACUACAUCAACAUCAUGUCCUACGAUUUCCACGGACAGUGGGAGAACCAAGUAGGGCACAACUCCCCUCUGCUGCCCCUGGAGACUGCCUCCUCAUACCAAAAGAAACUCACUGUGGACUUCAGUGUCAGGGAAUGGAAGAAGCAGGGUGCCCCAGCCCAGAAGAUCAUGGUAGGAAUGCCCACUUACGGCCGCUCCUUCACCCUCGCUGACACCAGCAAAUUCGACAUUGGUGCCCCAGCUUCCGAAGGCGGAACCGCCGGACGCUACACUCAGGAGACUGGCUUCCUUGCUUAUUACGAAGUUUGUGAAUUCCUGUAUGAGGACAACACCACUCUGGUGUGGGACAACGAACAGCAAGUGCCGUUUGCAUACAUGGGCGACCAGUGGGUCGGCUUUGAUGAUGAGCGCUCCCUUGGUGUCAAGGGAGACUGGCUCAAGACUGAAGGGUUUGGAGGAGUCAUGAUCUGGAGCGUUGAUAUGGACGACUUCCGAGGAAACUGCGGCACGGGCAAAUACCCUCUCAUUAACUCCAUUAAGGAAUCUCUCCAGAACUACACCGUCGCGCAAACCUACGACGGACCUUACGAAAAUACCGGAACGCUGGAGGGGAAGAGCACUAAAAAAGAUCCCAACGAAGUCGUCUGCGCCGAGGCUGACGGACACAUUAGUUACUACGAAGACAAAACCGACUGCACGAAGUACUACAUGUGUGAAGGCGAAAGGAAACACCACAUGCCCUGCCCGGUCAACCUGGUCUUCAACGUCGGACAGAACGUCUGUGAUUGGCCAGAAAACGUCCCAGGAUGCGAGAAUGCUAUCGUAGCUGCCGGCCGAUGAGCAUCGAGACGUUAACAAUUGUUUUUCAAUAAAAAAAAGUGAUCGAUGGGAACGUCUCUCUUGUGGGGCGCUUUGA
Molecule: messenger RNA, 3310 nt
Organism: Macrobrachium nipponense
Lineage: Eukaryota; Metazoa; Arthropoda; Malacostraca; Decapoda; Palaemonidae
Gene: Cht7
Product: probable chitinase 10
Exons: 19
Coding region: 187-3234 (1015 amino acids)
Biological process (GO): chitin catabolic process; carbohydrate metabolic process
Cellular component (GO): extracellular region
Molecular function (GO): chitin binding; chitinase activity
Source: RefSeq, a predicted model, not a curated record